AAAUUAUAUAAAUGUCUUCAUAGAUGUACGAGCAAUUUUAGAGAUGCCUGCUAUAUCAAUACCGAAAUAAUAAACGUAUUUUAUCCUGCUAUUAAUUCAUCACAAAUCAAUACGAAGAAUUUUUUUACUUUUAAAUAUGGACGCAUUGAUAUAAGGGCGAAAUUGCCGAUUGGAGAUUGGUUACUUCCAUAUAUAAUGCUGAAACCAGCAUACCCAUAUGAAGAUGAAAAUUCACAAAUUAGAAUAGCGUUUGCGCGAGGUAAUCAGAAUUUAUUAGACGAUUGCAAGUCAGGUAUUGACGGCAAGCAUUUAUAUGCUGGAAUAGUAUAUUGGAAAAACCAAAAACGUACAGAAAAUUUUAUGGAAUUUCUAGGUGAAAAUCACUUCGGUGAAAAUUUUCACAAUUACUCAAUAUCAUGGACGACUGAGAGUAUAUCUAUGUCUGUAGAUGGAAAGCAAUACGGAAUAAUCAAUGAAGGACUAGAGUAUUUCACUGGCGAGGUCUACAUUUCAAUUGGACUAUCUGCCGGUGGCUGGGAAGAAUACAGAAAAUCUGAAGAGUUAAUUUGGGGUCGGGAAGAUUCCAGAGCAAAUUAUCAUUUUUGGAAUAAACGAAACGAGUGGAUCCCCUCCUGGAAGGAUAACGGUUCUAUGAAAAUUGAUUAUGUUAGAGUAUAUGCCAUAUAAAAAGAUAUUUUUUCUUGAUCUAACUAAUACUAUUACAUGAGAUAAAAAAUAUCGAAAUAAAAAAUGUUUAAAAAGAUAUAUUUUUCAAACUUAUCCAACCGAUAUAUUCUUUAGA
Molecule: messenger RNA, 802 nt
Organism: Teleopsis dalmanni
Lineage: Eukaryota; Metazoa; Arthropoda; Insecta; Diptera; Diopsidae
Product: gram-negative bacteria-binding protein 2-like
Exons: 3
Biological process (GO): carbohydrate metabolic process
Molecular function (GO): hydrolase activity, hydrolyzing O-glycosyl compounds
Source: RefSeq, a predicted model, not a curated record